CAGACACCUCGCAGCAUCAUGUCUGACGCCGCUACCGUGCCGCUCAUCGAACCCGGCGUGGACAGCAAUGGCAUCAAGACUGGCGACUGGAAAGCUCCCAUCUUUGGCUGCUUCGACACGUUCGUUCCUAAUGCGCUGAUGACGUUUGCCUGCCCGUGCGUAACUCUCUCCCAAGUUUUGGCGCGGCUUGGAUCGUUUCCAUACACCACAGCGCUUAUCACGACGUAUUCGUUAGCUGUGUACUUCGUUGUAGCGGGCUCGUUGAACCGCCAGUGGCUCAAUGUGCUCUCGGCCGUCCUUGCCGUGGGUCUUGCCAUUUUCAAAUGGAACCUGCGCACAAAAGUACGCACGAUGUUUGCAAUCCCAGGUGUGUGGUGGGAAGAUGCCCUGUGUACCAUCUUCUGCAGCUGUUGCUCCCUUGCCCAAAUCGCCACCCAUGUCGAAAGCUACACGCCUGGCGCCUGUUCGUUCGAUGCCAAGGCCACGUUGCAAGGCUACCGUCUCUAGAUUGUACCUUGUAGAAAAUAUACAUACACGAUGAAUUGACUGUGUCAUGCAGUUGCAUCCAGG
Aphanomyces astaci is the source of this 570-nucleotide messenger RNA. RefSeq lists its product as hypothetical. The transcript has 2 exons. Lineage: Eukaryota; Oomycota; Saprolegniomycetes; Saprolegniales; Verrucalvaceae. The record is from RefSeq and is a predicted model, not a curated record. Bases 19 to 507 code for a protein of 162 amino acids.